Molecule: messenger RNA, 2366 nt
Organism: Galdieria sulphuraria
Lineage: Eukaryota; Rhodophyta; Bangiophyceae; Galdieriales; Galdieriaceae
Product: nucleic acid binding protein
Exons: 1
Coding region: 22-2262 (746 amino acids)
Biological process (GO): maturation of SSU-rRNA from tricistronic rRNA transcript (SSU-rRNA, 5.8S rRNA, LSU-rRNA)
Cellular component (GO): nucleolus
Molecular function (GO): protein binding
Source: RefSeq, a predicted model, not a curated record
GUACCGGAUUUUUACAGAUAAAUGAAGAAUAAUAGUGUGUCAAGUGGUGAAGAUAGUGGCAACACUGUCGAUAACGCUUCAUCUUAUGUAAAUGGCGUUAAUGAGAAGACUCAAGAGUCAAAUAGACUAUCUGCUACAGAAGGUUCUCUGGGUAGCAUAGAGACCCCCUUCGGUGCCUUCACUAAAGACGGGAAGUAUGUGGUCGUGAUGUCUCCAAAUGGAAAUCUAUCGUUGUUUCAGACCAAUAUAGACACUCUAGUUUCAGAGAAUGCAGCUGGAACAUCCACAGAUACGAGAACUCUGGAGUUCAAAAGUCGAAUUCCAUUGCAGAGUGAACAGAGGAAAAAGACCGAGUUGAAACAAAACAAACAAGACGCUGUAGCACAAUUAACUUCUGGUAAAGCUGGCAAAGUUACUUGUUUGGCAAUAUCAUACCAACCGUUGCCGAAUGAAAAGUCAAAAACUGUCAAAAGGAGAAAACAAAUUCCUGAGAGUAACGAAGCUCUUGAUAUUAUCAUUGCUAUAGGGUUCCAUCUCGGUGAAGUUUUGUUGCGCAAGUCCGGAGGCUUCUCUGACCUGGAAGUCUUUCAUGGUUGUCCCGAAAGUAUUCAGGCACAUAACAAGCGACAAGUAUCUGGAAUCUGUUUCUCGCAAGACGCUUCUAAAAUGUUUUCGUCAGGACAUGACGGAAAUAUAGUUAUCUGGGAAAGGAGCUCAUUCAGUUCACCUCCCUAUCCGAAAAGGAGAAUAGUUCAUGGAGCCAGUCAAUCUAUCAGUUGUAUUGCUUGUAACAAAGCUGGUACUCGCUUAGCCGUUGGAGAUACAGAAAUUUCCUUAUAUGAUGUUGAAAAGGGAAGCAAAAUACUCUAUUUUCGUGGUCAUAGGAAUCCAAUAAGUGGUUUGUCGUUCUUUUUGGAAGACAAUUUCCUGGUAUCUUGCAGUGUUCAUGAAAACAAUGCGUACAUCUGGUCUUGUAAUGAGGAAAGUCAAAAGCUGAAUUCGGCUAAUGAGGUUGGAGGCUCAGAAGUAAAUCAACGGAGCUAUCCCGAGUUGAAUGGACAAGUGGAAUCCAAGAAAGCUUGGAAGAGAACCAGACCAUCGGACGACGUUCAUAUGCCACGAACUGUGUCUGGAGUAUUGCGUAGUAACUUUCCGGUCAAAUUUGUCAAUGUACUGUCUGAAGACUGGAAGAAGAAAUGUUGCCUGCUAACUUGUAUUCUUGCAGAUGGUACCGUAUCCGGCUAUGAAUUGUCCGUGCAACAACUCGAAAAAGAGAAUGAGGCAGCAUUUUCAUUAGAAUCUCCGUCUUUUACGACUGUUACUUCCACUAGUGAUGAUGCAAUUUUUACUACAGCAAUGGACUCAACGCAUACUUUUGUUUUAUUCGGACACGGUGGCUUUUUAAAGCCUAUUAUCGAAGCAGUUUCGUUAUCGGAAAUUCAAAGAGAAGCCAGCUUCCGAUUGAAGCCCAAACAAAAAGGGGGAAUAUUACGAGUGAACAAUGCAUUUUCUCACUUGAAUGAAGCUUCCAAUCGUCUAGUGAAACAUUUGCGAGAAGAAAAAGAAUCAGAAGUAUUAAGCAACAAGCAGCUUUCAGUUGCAUCCCAAGCUGUUUUGAAGAAUGCCAGUGAAGAUAUGAACAAUACAGUAAAAGAUGGAGCUGCUGAAGUAGCGGAUAGUGAAGAAGAGCAGACACUGGAAGCAAAGCUUAAUCAUUUGAACGUCAGUGAAACUUUAUUGGAGUCUGCACCACCCAAAAAGUUUGAGAAACAAGCGGAACGUCCAAGAAGAAAUCUCGAAACUUCGAUUCGCAUAUUAGAGCAGGCUGUCGGUCAUCACGAUACUAAACUUUUAGAAAGAGCGUUAGCUUCCGUGACAGAUAAAAGGCAGAUUCAACGUACUGUAGGAAGACUUGAUAGUAGUUGUGUGGUACCGCUGCUUCGUGAGCUGAUUUUGCGUUUUGAGUCUAACCCUAACCGUGCCAAAGUUCUUUUGGUUUGGAUACAAUCUGUUCUGAUACGUCACGCGUCAUUUCUUUCGUCUACUGGAGAGUUGGUAGAUGAACUCAAACGUCUUCAAGAAGUGAUGGAGGAAAGAAUGGACGUGUUUCAAAGUAUACUAGAGUUGGAAGGGAGACUGGAACUAAUAACUUCUCAUUUCAAAACAAAUUUAGAAGACCAGAAUAGUGAACAGCCCAUGUUUGAAUAUGACGAGGAGGAUUCAGAAGCGAGUAACGCUUCAGAUGCAGCAAUAAAUGAAUAGAAAAGUCUUUAGAGACCAGCGCCGUGUUAUUUUAUGGCGUUAGACCUGCAUUCGUGAUCGGACGAUAACUUUAGGACCUGGAUAAUAAAGUUUCUAGAUAGUAA